GGAGUGGCAAUUCUUGAAAAAAAAGUGAAAGACAUGCAUCAGCUUUCCAUAACUGCAGUUGAACUCUUGGUGUCUGAGUGUUAUCGUUGAAAGCAUGGACAUAGGCUUUGAAGAGAUAUGCAAGGCGGUCCUUAUGUUUGCAGUACCUGGUGGAGUUGUGAUUCUGACUCCUGCCAUUCUGGCUACACUGGGGUUCACUUCAGCUGGAAUAGUAGCAGGCUCUAUCGCUGCCAAACUGAUGUCAUAUUUAGCAAUUGCUAGUGGAGGUGGAGUUGCAGCAGGAGGUCUCGUAGCAAUCUUGCAGUCCUGGGGUGCGUCAGGUCUGUCAUGGGCUGUCACUUUAUUGUUUGGCAGUGCUGGAGCAGCAGUGGCUUGGGUGCUCUCAACUGUGUGUAACGUGACUGUGAUAUAUGAAGAUUCACACAGUGAAUAAACACAAACUGACCUAUAAAUCUUUCCUGCUGUGACAAAUCUCAAUCGCCUGAAUGAAACUUUAUUCUUAUGUGUGAAUGUCGAACACUCAGAUUAAAGCAUGAUUUGAGAAUUAAAUUACAAAAACAUUUAAAAAAACAUUUUGAGUUGAUUUGAUUUGAUUCUGGUAGUUGUUUGACAUAACUGUGACGUCACACAACUGCAGUGACAACAGCAAAGGAAUGUG
Molecule: messenger RNA, 658 nt
Organism: Oreochromis aureus
Lineage: Eukaryota; Metazoa; Chordata; Actinopteri; Cichliformes; Cichlidae
Product: interferon alpha-inducible protein 27-like protein 2A
Exons: 4
Coding region: 95-433 (112 amino acids)
Biological process (GO): apoptotic signaling pathway
Cellular component (GO): mitochondrion; membrane
Source: RefSeq, a predicted model, not a curated record